CAGAUCAGGAGGGAAGUGAAAAGUGAAAGAAAAACUUAGAACAAAAAAAAAGCGAAUGAACAACAACAGACAAGGAACAGAGGAGUAGGAGUAGGAGUAGGGGCACAUAACCAUAACCAAAAUGGAGAGCUUUAUGAUGAUGAUAUUGAAUUGAACCAUCGAGUCACAGAGAGAGAGAGAGAGAGAGAGAGAGAGAGAGAGAGAGAGAUAAUAAUCUAAAAAUCUAAUAAAUCUUUAAUUCUUAGAGAGAGAGAUGGAUAAGGAAGGCGAAGACGCAGGUGGAGGAGGUAUCAAAAUUCCAAACCCUAACCCUAAUCUUAGCAAUGGCUCAGCGAAGGGAAAGUCAUGCAAGGGUUGCCUCUAUUACUCUUCCACACAGAAAUCCAAAUCCAAAUAUCCCACCUGUGUUGGCCUCUCCAAAACCCUCCAACAAGCCAGAAAGAUCGGUUCUUCGAUAUUCUAGUGCUACAACAUUCACAGGCUGAAUUGAUGCCUGUAUUUUCCCACACGAAAAAAGGGCUCUGUCUUUGUGGAUGCCCAGCUACAUUGUGGGAGAGACUGAGUUGGAGGCUUCUAAAGCGGACCGCAGCCUUACAGAUUUCAAGUAUGCUUGCGUAGGUUACUCGGUGUUCCUAGACAGAAAAGAUUCUCCUAGUGAUCAGCAGAAUAAACAAGCGGAAUUGCCGUUUUGUGUUGGUCUUGAGGUAUUGUAUGACAAAAAACCUGCAGGCCAUGCUCAGGCUGAUGCUCCUGCUCAUAAAAUUGAAGAAAAUGUUCGGCCGAUUCCUCAACCCCGAAGCUACAGACCACCACAUUCAACAGGAGAUGAAUAUCUCAACAGGUUUAAGAGGAAUGCAAUACUAGUAGCAUCAGGUGUUGCUAAGAAUGUGAAUAGAGUGGGACACUACAUCAAACAGAGUGUGGAUGACAUUCUAUACCCUUACCGUAGAAGACCUAAGUAACAAUUUUGAUUGUAUAAGUAAUUUAUAGCAUAAAAGAAGCCCAAUGCCUGAAAUGGCAUGAUCCCAGUUGUAUGAUUAAAUUGAAAUUUUCCUCCCUCCCUCUUUCUUCUUGUAUGAAUAAAUUAAUCAUCACAUGAA
Messenger RNA from Prunus avium (sweet cherry), 1100 nucleotides. The record is from RefSeq and is a predicted model, not a curated record. Lineage: Eukaryota; Viridiplantae; Streptophyta; Magnoliopsida; Rosales; Rosaceae.